Molecule: messenger RNA, 1893 nt
Organism: Ascochyta rabiei
Lineage: Eukaryota; Fungi; Ascomycota; Dothideomycetes; Pleosporales; Didymellaceae
Product: glycosylphosphatidylinositol anchor biosynthesis
Exons: 5
Coding region: 1-1893 (630 amino acids)
Biological process (GO): GPI anchor biosynthetic process
Cellular component (GO): endoplasmic reticulum membrane
Molecular function (GO): alpha-1,2-mannosyltransferase activity
Source: RefSeq, a predicted model, not a curated record
AUGCCUUCCGCCAGCGACUCCGCAGAUGCCACGACUGCCAGCCGCACUGGUGCUCCACCAGAGAGGCCAUCCACCAGCUAUCGUGACUCGCCGCUACGCGUCUUCGCGCUGCUGCUUGCCUUCCGCACCGUAAAUGCACUGACACUGCGUACCUUUUUCCAGCCGGACGAGUUCUUCCAGUCGCUCGAGCCUGCAUGGCGGCUGGCCAUGGGUGGGGCCAGCAAUGCCUGGAUCACUUGGGAGUGGAAAACGCUGUUGCGAUCGUCCCUGCACCCUGCCCUAUUUGCAGCCGCUUACCGAGUCGCCGCGCAACUAGCAGACGUCUGUGGCUUCAGUCUACCUGUCAGGGCCGAACUACUCCUAGCCACGCCGAAGGUUGUCCAAGCUGUGUCCGCAGCGUUACUCGAUUGCUACACAUGGCAACUCGCGGAGAAAGUCUACGGUCGUGGCAGUCGCACAGCCCUCACAGCUCUUGCAAUAUCCGUAUGCAGCCCAUGGCAGUGGUUCUGCUCAACCCGGACACUGUCCAAUUGCCUCGAGACCACUCUCACAGCAAUCGCCGUUUACCACUGGCCUUGGCAUUGGUCAACCCUUGCAGGACACGGCAAGACUCUCCGAGAGGGUAAAACUUCAGUUGCAGCCCAAGGCGAUCUCGGCUCCGUCUUACAAUUGCGCCUGUCAUUGCUGCUAGCAGCCUCUGCCUGCAUACUUCGACCCACAAAUGUCCUCAUCUGGCUGCCAAUCUCUGCUUUAACAACAUGGCAAGCUUCGAAAAGGCUACGCUAUAUUCUGAUCCGCGAAGUCGCACUAUGCGGAUCUGCUGUCCUUGCCUGCUCAGUCCUAUCUGACCGACUCUAUUACGGCUCAUGGGCUCUGCCUCCUCUACGGUUCCUCUACUUCAACAUCGCCCAGUCGCUAGCAGUCUUUUACGGUAAGAACCGCCCUGACUACUAUUUGACCGAAGGCCUGCCACUCCUGCUCACCACGGCAUUACCGUUCGCUGUGGUAGGCUUAUAUCAGUCAUUUCUCGGCUCUCCUUCACCAUCAACAGCUUCCACCAAAGGCUCCUCCAUCUCCAAAGACAACGCAACCCCAAUCGUCUCUCGGGACAUAUUGUCACGCUUAGGAUGGACCUGCAUGACGAUGGCCAUCACACUGAGUCUGAUUUCUCACAAAGAAGUCCGCUUCCUCUACCCCAUCCUCCCCUUCUUGCACGUCAUAUCUGCCGGUCCUCUCGUUUCGUUCUAUCCUACGAGAGCGCCACUCUCACGCAAAGCCAUCGUAGGACUGCUUCUCGCCGUUAACAUAGUAGUUGCCGGCUACGUCUCUCAAAUCCACCAACGCGGCGUAAUAGACGUCGUGCACCACAUCCGCCACAAGCAUGAAGCCCGCAACAGCCUCGCUUCCAACACAUCCCCUUCCUCCCCCUCAACUCACGUCUCAAACACUACGGUCGGCUUCCUGAUGCCGUGCCACUCCACACCCUGGCGCAGCCAUCUCGUGUACGCAGAAAUCAACGCGUGGGCGCUGACGUGCGAACCGCCUCUACACGUGCCUCUGGCCGAAAGAGCCACGUAUCUAGACGAGGCAGACGAGUUCUACAUCAAUCCUGGUCCUCAGCGUUGGCUGAGAGACAACAUGGAGUCGGUCCAGACCGUCACCGCGGGCGGGAGCCGCAGCGGACAAUUCUGGACGCAGCAUGAUCCCAAGUUCAAGGCCAAGUACCGACGGCCGUGGCCGCAGAAUCUGGUCUUCUUCGAGGCGUUGGAGGCGGAGAUGAAGACUGUGUUGGGCGAGAGUAGGUAUAGGGAGUGCUGGAGGGGGUUCAAUAGCCAUUUUCACGAUGACUCGAGGAGGGUCGGGGAUGUGAUUGUGUGGUGUUUGGAUGAGUAG